AGUCCGUUACCCCCGGAAGUAGUUCCUUAGCUCUAAGCGCGCGUGCGCACUACGAAGUCGUGGCGGUUGUCUCUCGGCUGCGCGGCCUCCGUCCUAGUUUCUCUCCUGGUCGCACUGUGAAGCCCUCAGGCCUUCACCAUGGAUUUCCAGCACCGCCCCGGGGGCAAGACGGGCAGUGGAGGUGUGGCCUCCUCCUCCGAGAGCAACCGGGACCGCAGGGAGCGCCUCCGGCAGCUGGCGCUGGAGACCAUCGACAUCAAUAAGGACCCAUAUUUCAUGAAAAACCACCUGGGAUCCUACGAGUGCAAGCUCUGCCUGACCCUUCACAACAACGAGGGGAGCUACCUGGCACAUACCCAGGGGAAGAAGCACCAGACCAACCUGGCCCGGCGAGCGGCCAAGGAGGCCAAGGAAGCCCCCGCCCAGCCAGCGCCCGAGAAGGUCAAGGUGGAGGUAAAGAAGUUUGUGAAGAUUGGCCGUCCUGGCUACAAAGUGACCAAGCAGAGGGACACAGAGAUGGGCCAGCAGAGCCUCUUGUUCCAGAUCGACUACCCUGAGAUCGCCGAGGGCAUCAUGCCCCGCCACCGCUUCAUGUCUGCCUAUGAGCAGAGGAUUGAGCCCCCAGACCGCCGCUGGCAGUACUUGCUGAUGGCCGCGGAGCCCUACGAGACCAUUGCCUUCAAGGUGCCCAGCAGAGAGAUCGACAAGGCCGAAGGCAAAUUCUGGACUCACUGGAACCGGGAAACCAAGCAGUUCUUCCUCCAGUUCCACUUCAAGAUGGAGAAGCCCCCGGCUCCACCCAGCCUCCCCGCAGGGCCCCCUGGGGUGAAGCGACCCCCACCCCCACUGAUGAAUGGUCUGCCCCCCAGGCCACCACUGCCUGAGUCUCUGCCCCCGCCCCCGCCGGGAGGCCUGCCUCUGCCCCCCAUGCCCCCUUCUGAUCCUGCAGCUCCAGGGGUACACCCCCAGCCUCCUGGAGUUCACCCCUCCAAUCCUGGGGUACACCCCCCAACUCCCAUGCCUCCAAUGCUGAGGCCCCCUCUCCCCUCGGAGGGCCCUGGGAACAUUCCUCCCCCUCCCCCAACCAACUGAGGAGUCUCCUGCCCUCCCUGUUCUGUCUGGCUGCUUGUUUUUCUGUAUUUUCCCACAGAGGGCCUGAGCUUUUGUAUUGUCCCCAGAGCCCAUUAAACAGCCUCCCCCAUGUC
Messenger RNA from Fukomys damarensis (Damara mole-rat), 1205 nucleotides. RefSeq names its product splicing factor 3a subunit 2 (gene Sf3a2). Lineage: Eukaryota; Metazoa; Chordata; Mammalia; Rodentia; Bathyergidae. Gene Ontology annotation, biological process: spliceosomal complex assembly. The coding region runs from base 139 to 1092 and encodes 317 amino acids. Gene Ontology annotation, molecular function: zinc ion binding; nucleic acid binding. The record is from RefSeq and is a predicted model, not a curated record. The transcript has 10 exons. Gene Ontology annotation, cellular component: catalytic step 2 spliceosome; U2-type prespliceosome; nucleus.